Molecule: messenger RNA, 11214 nt
Organism: Drosophila ananassae
Lineage: Eukaryota; Metazoa; Arthropoda; Insecta; Diptera; Drosophilidae
Gene: shep
Product: protein alan shepard
Exons: 3
Coding region: 112-999 (295 amino acids)
Cellular component (GO): cytosol; nucleus; ribonucleoprotein complex
Molecular function (GO): mRNA 3'-UTR binding; poly(A) binding; poly(U) RNA binding
Source: RefSeq, a predicted model, not a curated record
UUCAGUAUUUGUUUUGAGUUCGAAGACUUAACUACGCGCGAUAUCUGAAGUUAUCGGAAGACAAACAUACAUAUAUCUGAUUUGAUAAGCAGAGACAUAGAGACAGGAGCAAUGGCAUUUUCAUCUGGCUCUCGGUCUGAUUUUAGCGACAUUCAUGAGCGGUUGCAUCGUUUGUCAUUGCUGCGAUGCUGCGAUUGCUGCGAUUUCAAUUUGCAUGGAAUGACGAAUGAUUUAAGGGGCGAGGCCAGUGGCGAUUGGAGUGGCGGGAGUGGGAGUGGGAGUGGCACUGCCAGAAGCAUCAGUACCAACGCUACUGAAAUGCCAGGCAACAAUCAGCAUCAGAUUCAGCACCAGGAACAGCACCACCAGCAACGGCAUCGCAAUCACAAUCAAUUUGGACAGGGCCAGCAAUCCCAGCGGCAAUAUCCCAGCACCACCUACCACUCGAACCACCCACAGGCACUGGCAAAGUCACACUCGCAGUCACAUCACCAACCAUCCCCCCAUUUACCCCCAUGGCGUUACCAUGGCCAGGACCUGUUCUCUCCGAUUCGCGGACAUUAUGGGAGUUCGUCUAGCGCCGCCGCCGCACCACCAACUCCGCGCAGCGCCUUCCCCGGCGCCCCGCUAACCGCCUCAGCCGUCGCACUCAAGGGCGCCUUACCCCAGCGGCCACCGGCCAUGACCAGUCCCGCUGCCGCUGCCGCCGGCGCCGCCUUGGCCGCUGGUGCACCGUAUCGUGGCGCCGCCAGCUGGACCCCGCAGGGUUAUGCCCCGGCCGCUGCUGCCGCCGCCGCUGCUGUUGCCCAGCAGGCUGCUUACCGUUAUACGGCGCCGUUACCGCAACCGGCGUAUGCCGCCUACACGCCGCACACGGCCACCACUCCGGCCACAACCACGGUAAGUUUCAAAAGAAUUUUUUCGGUGGUAAACAGAAAAGGGAAACCCGGAAAAGAGGUAAGUGGACGGGGCUGGGAAAUGAAAUUGUCGCAGAGGUGAAGAGGAACGCCCCCCGGGAAAAAAGGCCUGCGCCACCUGCUCCCUUUUGUCCUGCUGCAAUUUGCCGUUUAAUUAUUCAACAAGGAUUUGUAUCCUUUAACUAUGUACCUUCACCACCCCACAUUUUCCGCCAAAAGUUAAAAGGGGCUGCCAAAUGGGCGUGGUCUGGCGGGGGAGGACGAAACAAAGCUCAAAUCACUUUGUUUGCCCUGCACUUAGGCCACGUUGCCGCACGGCUAUAAUCGGCUCAAAGUUAACUAACACAGACAAAAUAAAAAAAAAAAAAAAGAAAAGUUUGAAAAAAAAAAAAGUGUAGAGAGGAGGAAAAUGCUUCCUAUGCUCUGGGUUUCCGCCCACAUUUCCCACCCACUUGUCGCACAUUUUAAUUGGCAAUUUGGUGGAGACUGUCAGCAGGAGAUGAAGUGGGCGAAGGAUCUGGGGAAAACAGGGAGGACGAAAGAUUGAGGAGCAGCAGGAGCAGGAGCAGUACCAGGAGCAGCUCCUGUGUAACACAAUAAGCCGCGACAUGGCCCAGAACCUCCAUAACUCCUCACAGCCACACCACCCACAACAUGUGAGCAUAAACAAACAUUUUAUGCCGCCAAGCCACCACCCACCAUCCACCACCCAGCUGCCACAAGGCCAGCCACUCCCCCUUGCCACGCACGCUGGUAAAGCGAAAAUUGACACUUUUAACAAUUCGAAGGAAAAAAACUGUCGCCUGUCGAGAGUUUAACCCGAAAAAGGCAGCUGCAAAAAAAAGAACAAAAAAAGAAAAGUUUGGGGGCGGAAAACUCAAAAAAUUGAGGGAAAUCGAGUCGAAGAGGAACGGCAAGAUGAAAGCCAAGUGACAGGAGGCCAGGAUGCCAGGAGGGGAUUGGGGGCUAAAGAGUGGGUGGCGGCAAGACCUGAUACUGUGUGAUUCGUUAAGUGGCAUUCCCGUUAGUCAAAAGGCCAAAGCCCCUGGCAUCCUACAUCCUCCCACAUGCUGCUGCUCCUUCCUGCUCGUCCUGCCAACAUUUUAGCCCACUUGGACAUGGCCAAUUUACGCGUUGAUAAACUUUUUUUUUUUUUAUUUUUUGUUCCUCGUUGACGUUGUUAGUGAGUCUUGUUUAGAAAUUAAAAAAUUUUUGGAAAAGAACAGGACAACGAAUAAUGUCUAUAAUUUUAGGAGACAACCCCCGCACUCACCUUGAAAAAGGAUGGAAGUAAAAGGAUAUUUCUUUAGAUUUUAAUAUCAGAGUAUAGCCUUUAAUAUUGACUUUCAAAGAACUAAUAGUUAUAAACUCCUAGUUAUUUUCCAAUUAGUUGCAAUUACUAAACUUUUGAUAAGGUUGUAAGAUAACAGCUCCCUCUAAGAAUAGCCUCAUGUUAAAUUUGUUGUAAUUGAAGUGUAAUUUAAGCCGAGCAAUUUAGGUUUUUCCUGAAAAACGACCCAACCCAGAGUGAUUUCGUGGAAAUGUGUGGGCGAGUCGCGCAAAGAAAGGCACGUAGGGUGGACUGGACAUGAGAUAUGCAUUGGCUAGGCUGGGAGGGGGAGGGAUGGUGGGGGUGGUGGUGGUGGUGCUUAGGCGGGACUUUUGGUCACCCACCGGAUGUUCAUAAAUCACUUUUUGCACUGCUGCCGCUGGUGGUGCUGCUGGUGGUGGUGCUCUUCUGUUGCGCUUUUAAUGCUUGCUCUGGUGAUCAAAUUCAGAUUUGCUGUCAACCGAAACUGGUCUCCACCACACCACCACCCUCUAUACCACCCACACACACACUACCCACUCAUACAUACUCAAGUUACACACUUACACGGACACACCCUGCAUCGGUGUGACCCCCCCCGGAAAAUCUCAUGUGAACAUACAUAUAUGGGGCUAGGGGGUAUAUCGGUUUACAUUGAAUUACGCUUGACUGAUGACUGCCUCUUCCUCCCUGUCCAGUGGAAGUCAUAUUGGGGCAACCACCCCCUCUUCCCCUCUCCCCUUCUGACACCCACCACUUGCUCUGGGGCACACUUAAUGUUCAUUAAAUUUAUGAAAAUUUCAGCAAUGAUUUAUGAUUCUUUUGGGGGUGCCCGGGGUGCCUGCCGUCCCCGGACCUGCCCUGCCCUGCCCCUUCCUGGCGGAGAAUCGUUUUAAUGAGCUUCGAAGUCGAUACGAGCUCAAUUUAAUGGCUUUUCUAGGGAUUUCUCCUUUCCGAAGCUAUGAGCCUUGGUUAGAUGAAAGCAUUCCUUGAUUGAAUUAGUUUUAGCCAAUUUUUGUAUCACGUAUGGAAAAGGAUAUCGAGGUUAUAUGUAUACAAUUCCUUAAGAAUCUGUAUUUAACUCUUCAACCACAUACUCUCGUGAAUUUCCGGAGGAAGUGCAUAUUGGGGCGAUGCGAUGAUUAUAUCUUGGCCAAUUUAUAUCCCAAUCUUAAGCGGAAUACCUUAAAACAUUUAUAGAUUGAUUCUCCGCCAUUCUGCAUCCAAAUCUAUAAACAAAAAUUUUUCUAAAUUUUUUGUCAAAUUUUCUGGGGGAUCCCCUUCAAGAAUGAUGAAAAUCGCAUGGAAACCCCAUAUGAGCCACUGCGAAGGCUAUAUCUUCGCCAAAACUCAUCCGAUUCAUAAGCGGGAUACCUUAACCGAUUUGUGGAUUGAAUCUCCAUCGAUCUGCAUCAAAAUCUGGAUGCAAAUUUUUUUUUAGAUUUUUUGGUAAAUUUUCUGGGGGAUCCCCUUCAAAAUUUAUGAAAAUCGCAUGGAAGCCUCUUACAAGCCACUGCGAAGGCUAUAUCUUCGCCAAAACUCAUCCGAUUCUUAAGCGGGAUACCUUAAUCGAUUUUUAGAUCGAUUCUCCAUCGAUCUGCAUCAAAAUCCGAAUGAAAAUUUUUUUUAGAUUUUUUGGUAAAUUUUCUGGGGCAUCCCCCUUCAAGAAUGAUGAAAAUCGCAUGGAAGCCCCAUAUGAGCCACUGCGACGGCUAUAUCUUCGCCAAAACUCAUCCGAUUCCUAAGCGGGAUAACUUAAUCGAUUUGUGGAUCGAUUCUCCAUCGAUCUGCAUCAAAACCUGGAUGCAAAUUUUUUUUUAGAUUUUUUGGUAAAUUUUCUGGGGGAUCCCCUUCAAGAAUGAUGAAAAUCGCAUGGAAGCCCCAUAUGAGCCACUGCGACGGCUAUAUCUUCGCCAAAACUCAUCCGAUUCCUAAGCGGGAUACCUUAACCGAUUUGUGGAUUGAUUCUCCAUCGAUCUGCAUCAAAAUCUGGAUGCAAAUUUUUUUUUAGAUUUUUUGAUAAAUUUUCUGGGGGAUCCCCUUCAAAAUUUAUGAAAAUCGCAUGGAAGCCUCUUACAAGCCACUGCGAAGGCUAUAUCUUCGCCAAAACUCAUCCGAUUCUUAAGCGGGAUACCUUAAUCGAUUUUUAGAUCGAUUCUCCAUCGAUCUGCAUCAAAAUCCGAAUGCAAAUUUUUUUUUAGAUUUUUUGGUAAAUUUUCUGGGGCAUCCCCCUUCAAGAAUGAUGAAAAUCGCAUGGAAGCCCCAUAUGAGCCACUGCGACGGCUAUAUCUUCGCCAAAACUCAUCCGAUUCCUAAGCGGGAUACCUUAACCGAUUUGUGGAUUGAUUCUCCAUCGAUCUGCAUCAAAAUCUGGAUGCAAAUUUUUUUUUAGAUUUUUUGAUAAAUUUUCUGGGGGAUCCCCUUCAAAAUUUAUGAAAAUCGCAUGGAAGCCUCUUACAAGCCACUGCGAAGGCUAUAUCUUCGCCAAAACUCAUCCGAUUCUUAAGCGGGAUACCUUAAUCGAUUUUUAGAUCGAUUCUCCAUCGAUCUGCAUCAAAAUCCGAAUGCAAAUUUUUUUUUAGAUUUUUUGGUAAAUUUUCUGGGGCAUCCCCCUUCAAGAAUGAUGAAAAUCGCAUGGAAGCCCCAUAUGAGCCACUGCGACGGCUAUAUCUUCGCCAAAACUCAUCCGAUUCCUAAGCGGGAUACCUUAACCGAUUUGUGGAUUGAUUCUCCAUCGAUCUGCAUCAAAAUCUGGAUGCAAAUUUUUUUUUAGAUUUUUUGAUAAAUUUUCUGGGGGAUCCCCUUCAAAAAUGAUGAAAAUCGCAUAGACGGCCUACAUGGCCGCCAGUAAUGGCUACGUCUUGGUCGAUUAUCAUCAGAUUCUGGAGCUUCAUACCCUAAACAAUUUGUAGGUAAAACUGUAACAGAAGUAAAACCAAUUUGAAAUCAUUAAGGCACCAUGCAAGGAUGCCCAGGACCCUCCUGAGAAACGAGCACCAUUGUCGGUGCGAACAUCUUUUGUGAAUUAGCUGAACAUAACCCCUGGUAUCGCAGACAGACAACCUGGCAUUGCAUCGACUUCCGUCCAUCAGAGCAUUCCGUCCCACUCCACUUGGUUAAUCUGCAUGAGGUGCCGGGGCGGACUGCCCAUUCCCAUGCCCGAUAACUCCCUUAACGGUGAGUUGGGCACGCACGGAAUUAACCUGAACAUUGAAUCGGAUCGCCCUUUCCAGGCCGAGACCAUUAAGAUAUCAAUUUUAUGCAUGCCCACAGUUCCAGACUCGGACAAAUCCUCGGCUCAGUUGCCCAAUUUUGGGCUCAUACAUAGAAAUUAUAUAUUACCGAUUACAUACAAUUUAUGUGUCCUUUGUGUGUGUAUUGGGUGUGUGUGGAAGUUGGGGGUUUUUGGGGGCAAGUGUCUAAUUUAGUCCGAGACAUGACUUCAAAUGUCAACCAAUUGUUAGACCCCUCGAGCCGCCAUCUCGAUUUCUCCAUCUCCUAUACCAGUUAAUGUCCAUUAUGGAUGGAUGUCCAUUAAUGUUCAUGUUUUCAUGGUUAUGUUUGUCAUUAAAAUGGACAACACGCGCACACUGACACAACAGGAUAUCGCCCACACACACACAUACAUGACAUACACAUAACUGUGUUUGUUAUCGUUAUCGUAGGCAGUCAGUCCAAAAUAUGCUCCAAGGCAUCUGUUUAGUUGGUACAGUAGUUCAAAUGCACAGAGAAAAAUGAAGGCAAAAUCUCUAUUCCCAAUAUUUUAAAAUUCUAUUUAUUUUACUCUUUCCUGCAUUAAUUUUUCACCUUAAUCCCAUACCUGUCACUGUAUAACUAAACUAAUUUCCCAUCUCUCCAAUAACCUUGAAAGCUCUGGCCACACUUACAAGGUGAAAUGGCUUCAGCCCCCCUCGUUCCAUUCCCCCUUUUUGGACAGAUUGCCCCUCGCAACGGAUGCACUUAAUGCAAUUCCGCUUAUUUCUUGGCAAUUCUUGUAUUUUAUUCACAUUUUACACCUGAACAUCGCCGGCUCUGCCACUGCCACUGAGGGGUCCUUUGGAGGUGAAACGGGGUUAGGGUAGGAGCUACCCUAUCGCCUACACCACUGCUCUCGUUUCCAACUAUGCGGAAUUUUCUGCUUUGCAUAUUUUUCCCUCUGACUUGCCAAGACUUGCUACCUCCUCGUCCUUUUUUUUCUGUAUGUAUGUGUGUGAGGGAAAAUUCUCGCCUAGAGUCGGGAUAAUGAGAUUAUGAUGGAUACAUUCCUGCUCGCCUCCGUCUUAAGGUGGCUUUAGAAUUCCCUCAAGUUUGUGCUCUGCGGGGGAGGAAGUGGCGGCAAAAGGGCGAGGGCUUUGGGAAAAGCCGGCUGGAAAAUCCCUUCGGAUUGCUUGCUUAAUGGCCAAGUAUUACCGCAGGAUUGUCCUGGCAAAUUCUAAGUUCAAAAAGUCAAAAGUGGCCCGGGAAGUGGAAAGUAUUUAAUUUAAAUCGGUUCUCUCAUUUUUUUUAUCUCUCUCUCGGUGGAAACGCCUACAAUUUGCAGUGUAAUUCCUAUAGAACCUAAUCUUAACUUCCAGCUUAUCGCAAUGUUGUUCCAAAAAUAAACCCAACUCUGAAAUCGAUAAAAACGCCCACUCAUUCAAUAUUAAUAUUAGUAAUAAUUUGUAAUAAUUAUUUAAUAAACCUAUAAAUAUGUCAUAAUUGUCUUGAAAAUUUAAUAAAAUUCUGGAUAAAAGCGGAUAAAAAUUGUGGAUAAAAAUCCCCAAUUAAAUCACAGAAGGAAGAAGAGGGAAUGAUAAACUUGGUCAUUAACGGUUAAAGCUUUUAUCUUGAACUUCCAGCAGCCUACACACGCUCCAUACAUAAUUCCCCUUUCUGCUUACCCAUCCCUAAUACCACCCCCUCCCCCCCUCGUUUUUCGCACAUGUUUACUUAUUUAUUUGGAUACACAUUUAUAUUUAUUUCCUUUCGGCUGCGAUAAUUUUUUGCUCUGCCGCUCUGCUGCUGCUCUGCCGGUCUGCUGCUGCUGCGGCGGCGUUGACAACAAUUGCCAGCGAUUGACAGGCGACAUGCAAUAAAAAUGUUUGUCCGGCACAGAUGUGGCCAAGUUAUUAGUAUUAAUUCCAUUUUAUGUUGCUAUAAAAAUAUUAUGGCUACUAGUAUAGUUCCCUUAUAUUUAUUUGAUUCCAAUUCAUAAAUCAAUUAAUAUUAAAGAACUAUAAAACUAUGAUAUAUUUUGACCAUUAUUGGUAUUACGAAUUGGAGUUACGGGAUUAGUUGUGGUUUAGACCACUUCCUUUGGACUUCGGUCAGUCAGCGGCAGAUUUAACCGCAAAUUGAUGAGCCUCUGAGAUGCUGGUUGGCUUUCUCUGCCGACGUCGCUGUCGCUGCCGCUGUCGACGUCACGAGCAGUAACUACCAUCAGUGAACAAUGAAGGUAGAAAGGGGAGUGGCAGGGAGAGAAGGCGCAAAGUAGUUACGACUGAUAAGAAAAACGAACGUAUGAUGAAUAAGCAGGGAGUGAAAAAAGGCCAAAUAAUGGGCAUUUAAUUUCUAGACGACCUGCAAUCGAAUGGAAAUGGAAAUGAAAAUGAAAAUGGAAUGAAAUGGGGCAGAAGAAGUACAAAGAAUAAUAGUUAUUAAAUAUUAAAAAAAAUUAAAUCAUAAAUUUUUAAAGAGAAGUUUUUUUUCUACCAUAUAACAAAAUAAAAUAAUAUUAAUUUUAUAUAAAAUUGAUUUUUUUAAGUGUAAAAAUAAACAAGAUGCUAUGCGAUAAAAUAAGAGAAUAGCCAAGUCAAUGGGAAUGUGAAUUAGAAUGGGAAUCGGAAUAGGAGGAUGGAUAAAAGGAUGGAAGGGGGGGGGGGGGGGGGGGAGUAUCGGUUGGGUCACAGGGAAAACUAGAAACUCUCGAGCAACAGUCCAACAGCGGUAGAAAAACAAGAACAAAAAGAAUCCAACUGGCAGAACAGUUGAGCAAACAGUAAAUUCCAUUAGAAAAAGAGGAAGAACUACCAGUAACAGCAACAGCAACAACAGCGCAGCGGCGGCAGCGGCAGCAUCUUCUUCCGGCCAUAAGAGGAGAGAGAGGGAGAGAAAGUAAGGGAAAAGAGGAUGCCGCUGCCGGCGUCGCUGCUAUUACUGUAAUCGCGACGCCGCUGAUAAUGUAUUUUAUAUACACGUAUCACAUGUGUGUUUUUAUUUUAUUUUAUUUUAUUCUUUUUUUUUUUUUUUGCCGCAUUCACACCCCGCUGCGUUGGCGCUGACGUCGACUGCGAGACGGCAACGGCAACGGCAACGGCGACGGCGACCAGCAUGAAAGUGCAGGAGAAAAGGGAGAGAGCGAGAGGUGUUUAGGAGGCGGGGGCGAAGAUGCCGCAAGCCGAUAAAAAGGCAGGCAAAGUCGCAAUUUUCCCCCGCAUAUGUGUGUGAGUGUCGGUCUUUUCCAUAUGGGCGCAUUUAUACGCGUUCGUUUUCAAUUGAAAAUUUUCCCCCGGCUAUAGCCCUCUCCCUCUUCUAUAUUCUCUCUCUCUCUCUCCUCGGCCGAUUCGUUUGUUUUGCUAUUAUCAUGGUUGUUUCUGUUCCCUCAUCCAAUCCACCCCCUCAUUCCAAUCCCCUAGCCCACAUGCAAGAUUUCCUUUUUUGCCAACGCAUUUUGUCUUUUUUUCUUUUAUCAGCUGAUUGUAGCCCCCUCCCUGUCGCACCUUUUAACGCGAAUAAAAUGUAAGCCAUAAAAUUGCUUUUUUUUAACCCUAUUCCCCCCUUUUUUUUUUGAAUUGCUUUAUCAGCGGCUUUUGGGCUGAUUUGAUGUUUUGUUGGCCCUAUUGUCGAAAUAAAUAUUAAAAUGUGUCUUGAUUUAAAAUUUUAUUUCGAUUAGAAUGGAAAGAUCCGGGCUUGGUAGCGUCAUUACGUCUAUGGGAAUCCCCCCGGCUUCUGGUUCCCUUACCAAUUGAUCAAUUAACUAAUUGUCGAUCAAUCAGUGGGGAAGUAUUCUUAAAAAGUCAAAGAUUCAUUUAGGUCUCUGGCAAUUCCACUGUGCGGCGGUUAAACUUCACUAGAGACUAAAAAAAAAUAAUAAAAACUAUUGAAAAAGUGGGUUAACCAAAAGAGAAUUCAAAACAAUAUUUAUUUUUUUUAAUUUUUCUAUAAACUUUUCAGUCUCGGCUGGAAAAUGAUUCAAGGCAGACAGGUGGCAUGGUGGGGAUGAUGGCUUGUGGUGCCGAUUUAAUAGUUUUUUUUUUUUUUUUCUCACUCAUUGCUCGUGUUUCCCCCCUUUUAUGAUUUAUUUUUUUAUGGGCGCCACAAACACAACUGAAAUUGGCCCAAAAGCCGCCAAAAACUGAAGAUGAGAAGCGACUGAAAUUGACGACCUGCCCAUCAGCUGGUUGACUUUUUAAAAAGGGGGGUGGUGGAAGGGGGAAGAUGGCCAAUACAAGUUUUCAAAUUUUUUCUCACGAUGCCAAACCACUUGUUUUUAAAUAGGUGCCAUAGUACAGUGGACACUCUCGAUAAUUAGAUACUUAAUUUUUAAAUAUUGCUAGUAAUUUUUUUAGAAUAAAUUAGCCGAAGGGAAAAUAGGGAAAAUAUGAAGAAUGAAGUAAUCUUUGUUUUUGUUUUUUGCCAGCAGAUAACUUUCUUCUCCACUGUGCGAAUUUUUUUGUGAUUAGUUCUUCUUCUUCUUCUCGCCGUUUUUUGGGUGGUGGCGCUUUGCUCAGCAUUUGGCAGAGGCAGAGAAGUGACUGCGACGCCCGCAGAAGCAGCAACGCUUGUGGCAUCGACGCCGGCAGCAGCAGCGUUGACUCAGACGUUGACGUCAACAGCGUUGGCGCUCUCUCAGCCAUUUCCAUUACUCUCUCCAGUGCUCUUUACUUGGCUUUUUUGGGGAAAAUUCACCCCCGCCGCAAAAGAAAAUUGAGUUUUCCGGAAAGGGAAGGAGAUACCAAGAGAGAGAGAGAGAGAGAGAGGGAGAGCGCCAAAGUGGAGUUCCGCUUGCCGGCGCUUUUCUACAACUAUUUGCCAUUUUUCUCUCUCACUCUCACUAUUCCCGCAUUCCUUGCCUUAUCCAUUCAUUCAUACGCGUCAUGUUCUUUCUGCGCAUGCUUCGGGGCUCUGCCGCUGCACAGUGGGUGUUGUCUGCAGAGGAGUUUAUAAAUAUUAUAUAUUAAUAUUUAAGAAAACAGUUUCUGAAGUAAUAGUUUUGCUUGAAACUCCUCUCUUUGUCUGUGAGAUUUGAAGCGAAAUUACUGGUGGUCCUCUCUCAAUGCGAACGCAACCACUGUGACGUGCGGCCGCUGCCGCCGCCACCACCUCUGCCGCCGCCACCGCCGCAGCCGGCAUCGACGUCGCGUUGUUUGACUUUGCCGCAGCUAGCUUCGUUUCAUUUCAUUUUGAUUUUAAUUUUCGUCGUGGUUAGUUCGCUGAGCGCGAAGUUGUUCAGAGAUUGUCCGCAACUAUUCCUCCUCCGUUGAGAUCAGCUGCUACAAGCAACAACAACAGUACCAACAAUCUUAUAACUGUAGUUCCCGUCUCUAUUGUCGUUUGUUGUCCGUGCGUGUGUGUGGGUGAGCUUAAAGCUGACGAACGAAUCAAAACGAAACAGCAAAAAAAUAAAUUAUAGAAAAAAUUUGUAAAUUAAAUGAGAGCGAGAGAGUCGGCCAGUGAAAUAUUAUCGUAUCGUACGUGUCUACCUCUCUUUGUGUGCUUGUGUGUAUAAAAAAAAAAAAUAUAUAUAUAAAAAUAGCAAUAGAAAGUUAUUAAAGCGUUUGCAAAAAAAAAACCAAACAAAAACAACAAAAUCAGCGAACAGCGCGAGGAAGCGGAGAAUCGGAGAAGAAAAUAGUUAAAGCUUGCGUCUCAGUCGCAGUUGCCGCUCUGCCAACGUCGCUGCCAGCGUCGCACUUGAAAACGUCGCAAAAGUUUGUAAACAGCCGAAAGCUUCCACACACGUGUGCGUGUGUGUGAGUGCGUGCUUAGAAAAAAAGAAAAGAAGCCGCA